Molecule: messenger RNA, 2371 nt
Organism: Prorocentrum cordatum
Lineage: Eukaryota; Dinophyceae; Prorocentrales; Prorocentraceae
Source: the annotation of a GenBank genome assembly
AGCCUCCUUUGGUUCGGGCGGCGUUUUUCGCAUGCAGGGGACCCUGGUCGCCCCGCUGCCGCCCCCCGCGAUGACAGCUGCGGGACCGCUCCUGGCCGGCGCCGCGCUGCCCGAGGCGCCGGUGCUCUUCGCGGGGGCGCUCGGGGGGCCGCUGGUGAUCGGCCUGUGGGCUCCGCUGCGCAACGCCUGCACGCUGGCGGCGCAGGACAGCCGCUCCACCGCCAGGCAGAUCAUUCUCCAGCGCGUGUUCGGCCGCGGGCUGCUGCAGGGCUGGACAGGCGCGUCCGCCCCCGCGGCGGCCGCGGCGGUGCAGUUCACCACCCUCGGGCCCGGCUACCACUUCUUCAGGCACCACCUCGGCAGCUCCGAGGCGGCCGUUGCCGCUGGCGCGCUGGCGGAGUCUGUGAUCACCUAUGCCCCGAGCACCCGGAACGCGCAGCUGAUGCACAACAGGGUGGCCGACGCGCCCGAGCGGGUCACGGUGCGGGGCUUCCUGCCGGCGGGCCCCGGCUUCGGCGCCCUGGUGGCCCGCAAUUGCCUGGCCAACGCGGGCAUCCGCGUCCUGUCGCAGCCGGUUGCGGAGGCGAUUACGCGCGUCGCGCCGCCCGGGGUGCGCGAGUCCGGGGCGUGCAAGGUCGGCGGAGACUUCUUCGCCUCCGUGCUUUGCGGUGUACUCUCAAUGCCGUUCAACCAGCUGUUCAACUUCCAGGUGACCUCUCGCGCCAGCCUCGAGUCCACCCCGGCGGAUCGCGCGCGGCUGGGCGUGGAGUUCCUGAAGAGGCAGUACUUUGUGACCAGCUCCAGCGGCGCGCUGAGGCCGAGCAGGAUCAUGCUGCGGGACGCCUCCCUGCGGAGCAUGUACAUCGGCUGCGUGUUCAGCACGUACGCGGCCGUCGAGCGGGCUGCUCUGAGCAUUGCCGCGCGUGCCUGAGCAGAGCGGAGGGCGAUGGUUCGGGAGGCCUCAGCAUCGGAUUGCCUAACCAAGACGCUCGGGGGCAGCAGAGCGACGAGGGCCACACGGGCGCGAGGGCACAGCGAGGGCGUGCCCCCCCGCCUGCGGAGGGCGCGCCGGCAGAAGGCCGGCCCCGGGCGCCCCGCGCGGCGCGCAGCCCCCGUAAAGCCGGGGGCUGCCCAGGCCGCCGUUUUUUUGUCCGGCGAUCGAGGGUCGAUCCAUAGUCAGUCAGCGGCAUCGCAACGGGUACUCCCUCGCGGGCACUUUUCUGGAAACUUGCCGAAGGUUGCCACUUCAAGGCUUCUGUCUGGCCCUGCAGCGUUGCCCCCACAUCGGGGAGGGCUGGGUUCGCCAGGGCACGGGCCAAAGUACCCGUCAGUGGAGUCCCCGUUGGUGGGGCGCUGACGUCAUCCAUGCUGCUGCCCCCCAUUCCGGGUGUGGCUAAAAGAAGGUCCGCACCUGCGGCCAGCUUCUCUCAGCCACGUCCCCCUUCUCUGGCCCCCACGGUGGAACGCGGGGCGUGAGCAGGGGCACAGGCGCAGCGUCGGUCGCCAUUUGUUCAUCGCAUGCCUCCGCGGCGGCUCCUUCUGCUACAGCGCGCUCUCGCGCGCCUCUCCCGGGACGGGAGAGGGCAAGGGUCCGUCAGGCCCAGGGUCGGGGGUUAGGUGGCCCCAGAGCCUUCCUCGGAGCGCCCCGAGAGCAGAGGGCGCCGGGGGCCAGGAGGACGAGGACCUUCGUGCACACGCUGGCGCGAGCGGCUGCACACGGUCAGUGCGCGGCAGACCUGUCGAGGUCCAGCCAUCUCAUUCCGCUGGUGUGUCGCGCGCGCCGGGCCUUCCUUGGCGUCGCGCACACAAGGGGGCGGUCAUUCUAGGCCAGAGGUGUGCAUAUGGUUCUUGGCCAUCAGCCUCUGAUGGAUUCGGAGGUGCACGAGUGCGCAGGUAGGCUUUACAUUGCCCUUUGGAACUUGGGCACCCGGGGCACGCCGAUGCACUGUCAAGCAGGUCCGGUUCUACCGACGCCGUGGCUGCGGCAGUGCUUGCAGAGUUGGACACAGUUUUUGCGGGAACGACACCAAUCUCAUCUUCAUCGAUGGGGCGAGCUGAGUAGUGGUGCCGGAUGUCGUUCGUUUUUUUGUCUGGCAAUCCUGGAUGCAGGUGUACAUAGGCCAGCGUUGCCUGGUGGAUGUGGUGAUGCAGGCAUCCCUGUACCAGGCGUGCAUGUACCCAGCACUGGCGUGGCACAUGCCGUGGCGCGAGCGACAGGGACUUUGCGCCUCCGGCGCGCGUGCUCGGGCGCUGUGGCGCCGAGACCUCUUUUGGCCCGUCCCGCGCGCUCGCUCCGUGCACGCACGGCUGCACAGUAAUGCUCCGUGUCAACUUUGGGCCACCCGCCUGCUGGCUGGACGUCAAAAGCAUC